Dacryopinax primogenitus is the source of this 1383-nucleotide messenger RNA. RefSeq lists its product as uncharacterized. Lineage: Eukaryota; Fungi; Basidiomycota; Dacrymycetes; Dacrymycetales; Dacrymycetaceae. The coding region runs from base 1 to 1383 and encodes 460 amino acids. The transcript has 4 exons. The record is from RefSeq and is a predicted model, not a curated record.
AUGGUGCCCUGGCUCUUGCGUCAGCUGGAUGUCCUCAUGGAAGACAAGAAGUUUCCUGCGCCGGAUCCUAAUGGGAACGCUUAUAAGGCGAUGCAAGAAUGGAAAGAAGGGACGACGAUGGCUCUCCACUAUCUUAGUAAUGGACGCCAGAGGCUCCUUCGAGCGAUCAUCGCCGUCACAAAAGAUAUUGUCGAACAGUACCCAAAGCAUUGUCCGGAUACCUCGGAUGAAUCAGGCAAAUCGUCUUUGGUUCGAGUCCAUGAGCGGACAAACGAUCCAUACAGUCGUUAUAUGCGAUGGUCCGGCGAUGAUAUUCUGCAGCCAGACAAUGUGGACUUGAAAACUUCUACUGGCGUGCAAUUUCACUCCACCCGGCUACUCCAGUUGCCUCGGGAGAUGGCGGAAUAUCAUUUGCCUAGAAUCGUGAAUGCGUGCAAGGAACAGAAGACCUAUCAGAUGGGAGUGUCCUCUUCGCCGUCCGACAUCAUGCGCCUUGUGCAGCGGCCAGCACAGCAACAAUUCCCCUAUCCGGAGGCACACCGGGAUCAUCAUCAACUUCCUGCGAAUGUUUCUGUAUCAGCUCCUGACGGCGAGUUGAAGAUCCCGGAAGACAUGGAUAUGUCAUUGGAUAUCCUUGAUACCGUUCCUGAGGCAAGAACCAUCAUCAUUGCCUUCGCACGUCCAGGAGCCACCUCCUCCUAUGAACAUUAUAAGCUCUCUCGCACGGAUGGCGGGCCCAAAAAGAUCCUCAGUGCAGCUGAAAACGAGCGGGAUACGUCCAAACAUUCCUCACCAGUUGUACUUGCCGCCCAUUUGAAAAUCGGGGAAGGAACCUGUGGUUAUGUUUACAUGGCACAACAUGGUUUACACAGGAUAGCGGCAAAGGUCUCAAUGCCGGAACAAGAUGAACGUGAAUCUCUUGUUAAUGAGUACGAGACAUAUAUGCGCCUGCGACGAGCAGGACUUGAGGGGAAGGUGGCUCCCAGAUGCUUCGGGCUGUUCGAGGGUGAGACUAUGACCGUCUUGUUGACGGCAUAUUCUGGUUCUGCAGUUAAGGAUUUUGAUCAACUUAGCAUUGAAGAUCGCUUGUCCGUGUUCCGUGCUGCGAAAGCGAUCGAGGAUAUUGGUAUUCGGCAAGGCAGCUUUUCGUCACGAAAUGUCGUCUGUGAUGACAAGAACGUGUUCCGAGUCAUCGACUUCCAUCGAGGCACCUGGGAGAAAGGGCGAAAACCGACUCUCAAAGACCUGUACACCAUCUACUUCUACACAGAAGCAGUUAAACCGUCCUGGUGUGAUGUUCUGGAGCUUGAGUGGAGACACGUUGUCCCACUUCCCGAAACAGACGACUCUGACUUGAGUGAGGAGUCUGCUACGGGGAACUAG